CCCAAAGGAAGCAGGCCCUGAGAGAGCAAGAGGAAGAGGGGUAACCAUGAAGGUUAAAACCAUUAGCCGCGUGGAGGAGUCCUACACUCGUGACUGCAAGGGUGACCGGCUUCAAGUGCACCGAAACCGCGACCCCUCCCUGCAUCCUUUUGAAAAGGCAAGAGAGUACACCCGAGCACUACAGUCAGUGAAGCUUGACAAGAUGUUUGCGAAGCCUCUGGUUGGGGCGUUGGAUGGGCAUGGAGACGGCGUGUUCUGCUCCGCCUCAAGCAGGAGAAAUCUUGUGCAGUUCUUGUCAGGCGCCUGUGACGGGGAGAUCCGACUGUGGGACCUGUCGCGGCGCAGCUGCGUGUGGCGGGCGGUUGGACACCAGGGUUUCGUUCGAGGUCUGUCGGUCACCCCGGACGGAGCCAGCUUCCUUUCCGCGGGGGACGACGGGAUGGUCAAGCAGUGGGAGCUCGGCGUGGCUUCCGAUCUCUCGGAGACGCCGGAACCCACGGCGACUUGGAUGGGCAAGUCCGGCGGCUUUAAGUCCCUCGACCACCACUGGACGGACGCGAAGUUCGCCACCGCUGGAGACUCGGUAGACCUUUGGGACCACAGCAGAGCCGAACCGACGCUCUCUUACCAGUGGGGUGCGGACAGCAAUAAUUGCGUGAGGUUCAACCCCGCCGAGAGAUGUUUGCUUGCAAGCACGGGCUCCAGCCGAGAAGUGUGCCUCUACGAUACGAGGGCCACGGUGCCUAUGCGCAAGGUUGUAUUGCAAAUGCGAUCAAAUGCCGUGGCGUGGAACCCUCAGGAGCCAAUGAACUUCGUUUGCGCCAACGAAGACACCAAUCUCUACACGUUCGACCUGCGGAACCUCAACCAGGCCUUGAUGAUCCACAAGGACCACGUGUCUGCGGUGAUGGACGUGUCCUUCUCGCCCACAGGGCAGGAGUUCGCGAGCGGGUCGUACGACCGCACGGUUAGGGUCUUCCCGCACCGAGCGGGUCGAUCGCGGGAGGUGUACCACACCAAGCGCAUGCAGCGCGUGUUCUGCGUCAACUUCAGUGCGGAUGCGAGGUUUGUGAUGACGGGCAGCGACGACACGAACCUUCGGAUCUGGAAGGCCAAUGCGUCGGAGAAGCUGGGGAAGGUGGUGCCGAGGGAGGCCAGGAAGCAAGAGUACAGGAACAGCCUCAAGAAGAGGUACGAACACAUGCCCGAAGUACGGCGAAUCGCGAAGCACCGACACGUGCCGAGAAUCGUCAAGAAGGCGGCGGAGGCGGAGCGCGUGCAGAGGGACAAGGAGCGCCGGAAGGUGGACAACCGCAUCAAGCACAGCAAGGCCGGGACGGUGGAGACGGUGCCAGAGAGAAAGAAGAAGAUCGUCAAGGAACUCACGUAGAGGCACGCUUUUCUCGUCUUUCGCCCGGUCGUGUUCUCACGAGGACGCGCGUCUCACGUGUGGCAAUCCCUGUUGCUGUGUUGGUAGUUUUGUUUAGCUGGUGGCCCCUCGAGCGCCAAUUGUGUCUCUGUCGUUUGUUGUUGGGAGCUACAAGAACAAGACAUCUCUCUCGAGUGCCCUUGGAAAAACGUCGACUCUUUUGGCUUCAUAUUAGCGAGGGCUGACUUUGUCAAGGGUGCGAAAAGGGGAGCUUGGGAGUAAGCACUGCUGAUGCAGUCUGAAUUGGGAUAAAUUGUCGGAAAUGUAGCGUCAGCCCGCACUUCGUCCCGAGCUGAGAACGCACAAGAAAGCUGCGAAGGAAAUUUCUUAGAACGCUCCCCCGCCGAUACUGAUUCAUGCUCUCCCGUGCCGAAGGAAUGGUUGAGGGGGGAGGGGCUUGGCGUGAAAGCAUGUGAAGCGGCAUCCAUACAUCCGGAGAGUGCAGGCGGAAGACGAGUAUGUGCAUGUAUAGAGGAGUUUUGUGGGCUGUUCGGCCGUAUCAGGAGUAAUGAUGAAGGUGCUAAGCAGUGCACAAAAUGAGCUACGGGACACACAGGGU
Messenger RNA from Ectocarpus sp. CCAP 1310/34, 1988 nucleotides. The record is from the annotation of a GenBank genome assembly. Lineage: Eukaryota; Phaeophyceae; Ectocarpales; Ectocarpaceae.